Messenger RNA from Helicoverpa zea (corn earworm), 1059 nucleotides. RefSeq lists its product as uncharacterized. The transcript has 2 exons. Lineage: Eukaryota; Metazoa; Arthropoda; Insecta; Lepidoptera; Noctuidae. Bases 1 to 1059 code for a protein of 352 amino acids. The record is from RefSeq and is a predicted model, not a curated record.
AUGACAAUAUCUUUACUGAUACACUGUGCCUUGGCAGAAAUAAUACUAGCCUAUAAUUCUGUGCCAGAAUUUGGAAAUGGUAUUUUUGAUCCCGUGAUGUCCAGUUCUGAAACUUCUGAUAGCUACUUGGCAAACGAUAUGGUAGUUCCGUUAUUGCGGGAACAGAAGGCUCCUAUCGUAGUACAAGAACUAUACGACGGCUAUUUGUUCGAUGAUAAAAAAUGUAUCCAAUUUAAUAAAAGAAUACUCUGCGGCUAUGAUAAGAAUAAUGGAGACAGGUUAGACGACUAUGAAAUGAUAGAUAUAGGGGAUGGCUGUCGUAUGCGGGGCGAUAGAAUUGAAUGCGGAUAUGAAAGAAAAGUGCUAAGGCUUCGUAAAACCCUUGUUAGAAAAGCGCCCACAAGAACAAGUAUGCCAACUACGCCCCGGUUUGUCCUCGAGAAUAAAAUAAAAAUGGAUAUUUUGGAGAAAAUGUUACUAAAAUCUGGUCUUGUUCUAAUAAAGUCUGUAGAUACUGCAAGCAUUCCAACAGUCACUGAAUCUGUACCGGAAACACUUGACUCUGAAACAAUUAUGCCCAGAUUAUCGUCGCACGAGACGUCCUCGCCUAAUACACCAAACACAUCUACAGAUAUACCAAUAGAGAGUAGAUUACCUGCGUUACCUCAAUCGACCAUGCUAAGCCCAGAAUCAACCAGUGAAAUAACAACUGUAUCAGAUGAUGAAAUCACAUCAACAGCUAGUACAAAUAACAUUUCUUCUGAAGCCAUUACAAAAACAGUGAGCCUAGGUGAAGUAAGUGAUCAUGAGACAGAUGAGCCCGCAGUUCAAAACACGACAAUAUUAACUAAAAUAUUGACCACUUUGCCUGAAUUAGUUACUGAAUCUUAUUUAGAUAUUACAGGUUUACUGCGUGAACAAUCUGCAAUUAAUGCUACUAUAAGACGUUCAGAUCUAGCAAACAAUACUAGUGACAAUAAAAUUAACACUACAUGUGUUGAGAAGAGCGAUAGAAUUGUGUGCUAUUAUUUCAAAAAAGAGCAGUCUAUGAAGAAAUAG